CAUCAGGCCGUCUGUGUCGAUGGACGUCCGUUUCAGAGCCCGACCGCUGAGGCGAAUCUCUGCCUUUGCCGUUCUCUUUGUGCAGAAUGCGCAGCUCGCCUAAGAUUGAUUGAGGCGGUUGGAACCGAAUCUGCUCAACCGCCUUCCUACUGUUGUUUCCCGAACCAUCACCAUAUACUUGUCGCUGUGUAGCCAGUAGACGCAGCAGAGGUCCGUCCCAUCCCUCUCUCCGCCGCCCUUCGCCUCGUUCUCGCCCGCCGUCCGCAGUGGCAGCAGACGCCGGUACCCCGCCGAGAUCCAGGAAGCGCCCCCCCCAGCAGCAUCACCGCUCGCCCGUGGCCGCUCUCCUCCCACGGCGCCAUGACGUCCCGCUGGGUGGACGUGCCCCGCGUGCUCAUCGACCUCUGCGACGACGAGGAGAAGACUUACACCCUUCCUCCGGACGGCCCCCUGGACGACCUCUGCGACGACGAGGAGAAGACUGACGCCCUUCCCCCGGACGGCCGCGCGGGGGCCGGGCCCCUGGGCGCCCCAGCGGCGCAGGAGGUGGAGCACCCGCCGGCCUGCAGCUCGCGGGGCCGGCGCCGGGCACCGAGGGCGGCGGCGAGGCGCUGGCGGGCAGGAGGUGCGGUGCACGCGGGCGCCGGCGUGGAGCCGCCGGGGAGGGUGCACCCGAACGCGCGCCAGGAUCUGAUGCACGGCGUGAUGCAGCGCCUGCGCUUUCGCGGCACAGUGCGGAGGCUCGGGCGGACGAGGGGCGUGCGCAAGGCCUGGGUGAAGCCGACGGUGCUGCUCGUGGACGUGCGCGCGUGCAGCUGCCCCGCGGUGGCCGACGAGCUCCCGCUCGAGACCGACCACGUCUGGCUCAAGGUGGGCAAGCAGCUGGCCGACCUGCAGCUGCUCCCGGGCAGCGUCCUGGAGUUCGACGCCCGCGUGCGGUGGUACAAGAAGGCACGACCGAUACGAUUCGAGGUCGAGCUCACGCUGGUGCGGUUCGAUUUCGAUUUCCCAGUGAUCCGGUGCGGCCUGGUGACGACACGGCGCAGGGGAGUGCAUUCGGGCUUGGCCGAGUGGCAUCGAAGCCGAUUCCGAGCCGAGGCAGCCCGCUUCGAGGCACGCUCCGACCCGUUCUGAGUUCGCGGUGCGAUUGUGGUGGAUCUCGGAUCUCGGAAGUCGACUUCCUUGGAUCGGGGCUGGGCCCCUCUGUCGGCGCCUACGGCACGGCCCCUGGCGCGCUCGGCGCGCAGCGCCGAUCCCACAGAUCCCAUAACUCCGCGCAGCAGACAUAUUAGGAUUGUGUUGUUCACGUCUCCUCCAGGGGCCGGCGGCCAGGACCUGACGCCCUCGUCGAUAUACGACUCGAUUCGAUCUCGAGUUGGAGCCUGUGCACGUGCGACUUGAUGCUGGUUGACCUCGAGGGAGAAAGAGCAGCUCCACCGAGAGCCCAUCGGGGAGGAGGUGACUCCUGGGCGGCUGCGUUCCUGAGCGUCGUCCAGUACUGGGUGACGCUCGGUGCGUGCAACCGCCCAGGGGUCGGCCUGAGCAUCGUCCGGUACUGGCUGACGCUCGGUGCGUGCCACUGCCCAGGUCGGGUGCUGCUAGACGUGCCCCAGGCCCAAGGUUCCUCCAGUCAGUAUCGUUUAUCCGAUCCCCAUCCCC
Molecule: messenger RNA, 1659 nt
Organism: Prorocentrum cordatum
Lineage: Eukaryota; Dinophyceae; Prorocentrales; Prorocentraceae
Source: the annotation of a GenBank genome assembly